Rhagoletis zephyria (snowberry fruit fly) is the source of this 6271-nucleotide messenger RNA. It is a transcript of the gene sona, whose product is annotated as sol narae metalloprotease. Gene Ontology annotation, biological process: membrane protein ectodomain proteolysis. Lineage: Eukaryota; Metazoa; Arthropoda; Insecta; Diptera; Tephritidae. Gene Ontology annotation, molecular function: metalloendopeptidase activity. The record is from RefSeq and is a predicted model, not a curated record.
AAAAACAUAUUUGAUUUAAAAAAUAAAAUUUUUUAAUUAAAACUAAGCGACCUAAAAGAAAAUAAACAACCGCAAAAGGCGAAGGAAGAGACUCUAACUAAGAAAAACCAACAAACUCGUAUUGUUUGCUCAAUCAAACACAGUUUCACUUUCAGUUGGUGGCAGUGUUGUAAUAGCAAAAUCAACAACAACAACAACAACAACAACAACGCCACAGCCACAGCAGUAAUAAUUGCAACAAAAGUGAAGUGCGAAGUGCAAAAUUCAACGCCAACUGUAAACAUAUUUCCAUUGAAAAACAGCAACAAAAUACACACACACACACACACAAACAGUGAACAAAGCAUUUAUACGCAUUUUCAAUUCGCACAUUUUCCAACUUUAAAUUUUUGCUCACUACUUUUCGUCGCCAAUUUCGGCUUCGUCGAUUUUCGUCGUUUCGCUGAAAAAUCGCGCGUAACGCGUCGUCCUCUAUACAAACGUUCGUCUUCUGUCUCUACGCGCUGCUUCUUUUUCUCCAACUUCUGCAACAGCCUAGUCUGUGAGAUUGUGUGUAAUUUCUUGCCACUUCGUGUUCAGCUAACAAUUUGCCACACACAAACACGCAUACAUACAAACAUAGACAACUGUGUCGCCGCCCGCUUGCCGUGUGCGAAUUCGCUUUGCAGAGCUUUUUUUGGAUAAUUUGCGGGCCUUCAGACUUCAGACUGUGUUAAUCUUUUAGAAAUUAAUAAAUUAAUUAGGAAUCAGCAUCAAUAUUUUUAACAAAAUGUCACACAACAUUGCAAUUUUAUUGGCGAUUGUCGCGUCAAUUGUCACAACAUGCACAUCACUGCCAGAUUAUCACAAACAAAUGUCCCCCACACAGUUGCAAUCGGUAUUCCAUGUGGAGAGUGCGGAUGCUGUGCCACAUUACGAAGUCGUACAGCUGCUACAUCACAGUUUCGAUGAUGGCGUGGCAGCAGCGGCGCCAUUGCCUGAACACUAUCGUCGGCGGAGACGACGUAGCAUAAACAGCAUUUCGUUGGACACAGAUGUACGUGUACCACUCAAAGAGCCACAUCAUGUGAAAAAGGAUUUGAGUAAAAACCCUUACUACAGCGAAUUAAAAGCGGCAGCCAGUGCACCAGGUGCUGGUGGUGCGAAUAGUUUAGAGCAAGCGACGCGUGGCAAAUUUGCAGGCGAUUUACGUGAGCUGAAGGAGCAUAAGGUGUCAUUGAAUGCAUUUGGUGAGAAUUUGAAUUUGACGCUGAAGCAGACAGAUAGUCUCUUCAAGGGCGGUUCGCCGCACUCUUUACGCAUGUGGACAGUGCGUGAGGAGGCGAAUGCGACGCAUGGACUGGAUAUGGAGGAGGUGUUCGAUGAGGAUGCCCAAUCCAGCGACCAAAUUGGUCAAGUGUAUCAAGACGAAAGCAAUAUGGCGGCCAUAUUGAUGCGUCGUCAUCUGGAGACUGGUGAUUUAAUAAUGGAGGGUAGCAUUGGACAUGAAAUGGUGAUAAAACCGCUGCCACAUGAGCUGAGUCCAAAUCCAGACGCAGCACACCACAUUGUCUACAAACGUGAUGCACAACCACUGGAGCACCUAAGCGAUUUUGCUUUUAUGGAGCCCGAUGACAUGGCUACUAGCGAAAAACUUGAACGAUUGCAACAGCGACGUCAGCGUCGUUCGGCGCCAUUUGACGAUGAUGAAGCAGCGCUAGAGGAAUUAGAUGAUGAAUUGGAAACUUUGUCAGCGGAGGCUACGAAUACGCGCAAUAAACGUCAAGUGCCGUACAUAAUCUAUCCUGAAGUGUUGGUUAUCAUCGAUUAUGAUGGCUAUCGGUUGCAUGGCGGUGAUAAUUUGCAGGUGAAACGCUACUUUGUUUCAUUCUGGAAUGGCGUGGAUUUGCGUUAUCGUUUACUAAAAGGCCCAAGAAUACGCAUUAGCAUAGCUGGCAUCAUUAUUUCGAGGGGAAGAGAUGCAACACCAUACCUGGAGAGGAAUCGUGUCGGACGAGAUGCCAUCGAUUCAGCGGCUGCCUUAACCGAUAUGGGUAAAUAUUUAUUCCGUGAGCGACGUUUGCCCGUCUACGAUAUUGCAGUGGCGAUAACAAAACUUGAUAUGUGCAGACGUACAUCAACUUAUGGUGAAUGUAAUCGUGGUACAGCAGGUUUUGCAUAUGUUGGCGGUGCCUGCGUUGUGAACAAGCGCUUGGAGAAAGUCAAUAGUGUUGCCAUCAUUGAGGAUACUGGCGGUUUCUCUGGCAUUAUUGUUGCUGCUCACGAAGUUGGACACUUGCUUGGCGCCGUGCAUGACGGCUCACCACCACCCAGCUACCUUGGCGGUCCGGGUGCGCAACGUUGUCGCUGGGAAGAUGGCUACAUAAUGUCCGAUCUGAGACAUACGGAGCGUGGUUUCCGGUGGUCACCAUGCACCAUACAGAGUUUCCAUCAUUUCCUCAACGGCGAUACCGCCACCUGCCUGCAUAAUGCACCACACGAGGACAGCGCGCUGGGACGCGCCCUACCCGGCACACUGCUAUCGCUGGACGCGCAGUGUCGUCGCGAUCGUGGCACGUAUGCGUGCUUCAAGGAUGAACGUGUCUGUGCGCAGCUGUUCUGCUUCGAUGCGCAGACGGGCUAUUGUGUGGCAUAUCGGCCGGCAGCGGAGGGUUCCACGUGCGGCACGGGGCUGCAAUGUUUGGAUGGCCGGUGUACGCCACUACCCUCGAAUGUUAUACCCGCCUAUCGGUCAUACAAUGACAACAGCGCGGAAAGUUCUGAAAAGAGUGGCGAGGAAGAUGAAGAUGAAAAUGAGGACGAAGAUGUUGAGGAACAUAUUUAUAAUGAAGAACGGCAAGAUCAGCAGAAUGUGUUGGACAGUCGUGCGAACACGCAGACCUCUCGCGAAAUUGAUGACUCCUCAGACCCAAAACGUAUAACAACAAAAACUGUAACCACCACCAAUACGUACACACCAACACAGACGAACUCACGCACAACAAUUACUUUGGAGACACACUCACGACACCACAACAACAAUCCACGGCAAGUGCAACUUGGUACUUUUGAAUUUUUAGCCAGGUUCUUAGCACAAAAUCCACAAUGGCAACAGCUAUUGGGACAAGCAGCGCAUGCGAAUACGCUUGCCGGAGCAGCAGCGACGAACGAUGCUGAUGUUGCGUCCAAGCAAAGUGGCGUGGUGGCGCCACAGCAGACACAACCACCCACAAAAUUGCCACAGGGCACAGUAGUGGUGAAAACGAGCGUGAGCAGCAGCACGAGUAGUAGUAGUGGCAAUGGUAGUAUACACAAUAGUAAUAGCAAUAGUAGUGAUAGACAAAAUAUGGGUAAUAGUAGUGAUGUGAAGAACGGGGAGAACACUGAAAAUGGUGAUGCCAUAAAAGAGAGCUUAAAGAGCAAUGAAAAAAUGCUUGACAUUGAUAAACUGUUGAAAAAGGAUGAAGUGGAUGUUGAAAGGAGUGAACAAUUUGAGCAUAAAGAAAGCAGAAUAAAGCAAAAAGUGCAAGCAGAGAGCGAAACAAAACUAGAACAAAGAGAAUUUGAAACAGAUAUAGGAACAGAAACAGAAACUCUAACACCAAUCCUACAAAAACCCCAACAAGCAAUCGAAAAAUCAACACAACACACUACACUGGCAAAAGUAACACAAAUUCAACAACAACAAAAACAAAUACAUACAGUUACGGUACCCGCACCCACACCCGCCCCACCACCACCAACCACAACAACAACAACCCAUAAGCCUAACCUCUUUCAAUUUUACACGCAUGAAUUACGCAAGCAAAUACAAUAUUAUUUAGGACUUUUGCGAGCGAACGCUGGCGAUAGCGUCAGCGCUGGCGAUAAUAGUAGUAGUAGUGGUAGUAUUGUUAGUACUAGUACAGCCAAAAUAGAUCCCAAGAUUACCGCUACAACCACAACAAAUUCAAAUUAUAGCAAUACCGUUAGCGCUGCCGCCAAAUUGCAACUGCAUGCAACAACACUGCACAACAACGAUGAUGAGGACAACGACGACGACAACACCGAGGACAAUAUUGAUGACACCAAUGUGGACGUUGACGACGAUGACGCAAGCAAUGAGGCAAUUGAUGACAAACAACAAAAACGUAAGUUUAAUACAGCAACAACAGUGAGCGUAAAUGCACAAAAACAACAACCACAACAACACACACAACAAUCGCCGCCACCGUCCGCACUCACGCGCAGCAGCACCACCAAUAGUAGUAACAGUGGCGGCAGCAUCAACGCGCUGCAACGACCUGCCACAUUUAUUGAUGCAUACUUGAAAAAAUUACAAGCGCUAAAUACGCCAGCGGAUGCAAGAGCAAGCGUAACGGCCACGACAACGAGUACAACUAUGUCGACGUCGAGUGUGAUAGGCGGCGCUACCGUUGGCAAAGCAGAGCCAAAGCAAGGAACGAUCGAGAGCGAAACGGAGAAGCGUAGACAAACGGACACAUUUGGCAGCCAUUUUCUCAAGCGUACGCAAAUUUCAAAUUCGAAUAGUAGAAGUAGUAGUGUCGAUGGUAGUAGUGUUGGUAGCAACAGUAAUGAUAAGCAUGGUAUUAGUAGUAGCAAGAAGAACAACAACAUCAACAACAACAAACAAAGUAGAAAUCACAAAAAACUAACACGCAUUUCAAACCACAAUGCUGCCCCAACAUACAAUCAAGAACAAACUGAAUAUGGUAAUGAUAACGAAAAUGAAAAUGAACAAGAGCAACAUGUUGUGAGAAAUGUGGGGGAAUUGCUGCGUAUUACGACCACAACACAACAGCCUGCUUACGUAACAAAUUAUUUAGGCGAUAAUACAAACAAUUUGCCGCGAUUGCGAUUGCUAGAACGGCAAGAACACGAACAACAGUCAUCAUCAACCAAAACAGCAGCAACAACAGCUACAACAUCCUCACAACCCAAUCACCAACAAUCACAAUCACCACUUCAACAGCAAAAAGCACAUAAAGUUAAAACACAAAAAUUAAUACGUCGUCAAUUAUUGCGCACACAAAUUAAAUGAGAGCAUUACGCGUAUUCUGUAAAAAAAACAAGUUGUGCAUGCGUUUUGCACUUGAGCGUGUGAGUGAACGCAAUGGGCAAAAAAAUAGUUUGUACUUUUAUUUAUACAUUUAGCGUUAAAAGGAAGAAAAAAGGAUUUCAUUUCUCGACCACUUCAUACAUACAUAUGUAUAUGUAUUCAACUUGUCUAAAUACCGUUACAUUAAGCCAUCAAUCAUUACACACUACUCUACCUAACGGCAGGUAAUGUCAGCUGUUAUUGACAUUCAGCUGGUGUGCUGAAGAAACAGCUAAAUUGCACAUAAAAUCAAUUUCACUUUCUGCGGAAAAUAAGAAGCAAAAAAUCCAAUGUUCAUACUCUAUCAUUCAAAGACAACAACAAACUUUCGUUUCGCACCUAUAAAUACGCGUGGUUAACUGGAAGGCGUUUCCUUUUUGAAGAACAAAAUCUAAUUUAGUUCCGUUGCUGACAAAUCGAAAAUGUGGCCAUGCGUUUUGAUGUUAAUUAAUUGCUUUGCUCUAUCAACGAUCUGGUGACCUGAUUUUUAAACCAUACCAAGGAGAAACAUGGAACACAGCAAAACGAGUGUAGCAGCAAAUGGCGAUUGUAGCAGCGGUAACAGAACUAAAAUAACAACAUUGAAUAGCCGAACGAACAGACGAAUGAAAUCAGGAAAUUAAUUAGCAGCAGCAUAGAAAAUACAACUCAUCGCCAUUUUGAAGUUUUGCAUAUACAUUACAUACAAACAUACAUUUAAUGGAAACUUAAGAUAUGCAUACAUACAUAGUUUAAAAAGGUGUGAAAACAAAGCCUGCCAAAACAUAAAUCCAUUAAAUCAUCCAUAAAUAUUUACUCGUACAUAUUGCAUUACAAAACAUUUUUUAAAAUUUUCGUUUAUGCAAGCACAAGUCCAUACACAGCCUAAAUUAAAGUUUAAACUCAACCGUGUAUCGUACGUAGAUAAGGCAUUGAUCAAAUACUACAACCACACUUGUGAGCAUCCGUAUUUAAAUUUUACACUCAUACACACAUGCGUUAACAUAAAAGAGCGAGCAUAGUUAGAAUUUAUAUUGUUUUAGGUUUUAGUUAUAAAAAAACAUGUCCAUGUAUACAUACAUAUGUUAGUAUACUCAUUUGUAUAUGUAUUUUAAUGAAUAAUUUUAUUUAAUUUAAUUGUAUUUUUUAAAUAAAUUUUGUUUUUUUGUUUAUUUGUUAAAAAUGUAGAAUGCCGUAGUGCAUUAGUAUGAACAC